AUGAAGAUCUUUCUGUGGCAGAUGGCAGCUCUUGCCACGAGUGGAUGCGCACUUGCCUCACCCAAGUCUACCAAACAACUAUCGCCUCAAACGCUCUAUCAGCUUGAUGUGGGCUCUGGCAUGGAGAACAUUGCUGUGCGAUCGAAUGGCCAAAUUCUCACCACAGGUCUUGGGCCGCCAGUCGUUUUUCAAUCCAACCCUCUCUCAGUUAAAGCGCCCGUUGAACUCGCCACCUUUCCGGGUGUGACAUCUCUUUUCGGUAUUGCGGAGAUAAUGCCCGAUGUCUUCGCUGUUGGCACUGGCAACUUGACCAGUGUUCCGGUACCGGGUAGUUAUUCCGUCUGGCAGAUGGAUCUCCGAUCCGGGGACCCAAUCCUCGCGAAACUUGUCGAUAUACCUGAGGCCGGAUUGCUUAACGGUAUAACUGCGCUCCCAACCCAAGGAAAGAAGAAGAGCAGUGCCUAUAAGGCGAAUGCAACUCUUCUUUUAUCCGAUACCGUCGGGGGUGUUGUCUACCAUCUCGACCCUACCACGCUCAACUAUACCGUUGUGCUUUCAGAUGAAACCAUGAGACCGCCUCCGACAGAUGGUGUGCCUGCUGGUGUCAAUGGUAUUAGGUUUCGGGAUGAAGAUCAAUCCCUCUAUUACACCAAUAUUUUCCGUCAGCUCUUCUGCCGCAUUCCAUUGUCUCUUAAGACCACGGCCACUGGCCAACUAAAAGUAUCGGCCAGUGGACCUGCUGAGAUUAUUGCAUCGGGAUUUCCUGGGGACGAUUUUGCACUCGCAUCGGACGGAACAGCCUACAUUGGGGCUAACCCUGUGAACACGGUAUUUAAAGUGGCUGGGGAUGGAACGGUGACUACUUUCCUCGGGGGCUUGAAUGAAACAAUCGCUGCAGGAGCUACAAGCGUGGCAUUUGGCCGAACUCGGAAAGACAAGAAUGUCCUCUACAUUACCACAAACGGCGGAUCGAAUAAUCCAGUGAAUGGUAUUCUUGAGGGGGGGAAGCUUGUGGCUGUUCAGCUAUAA
Molecule: messenger RNA, 1029 nt
Organism: Ilyonectria robusta
Lineage: Eukaryota; Fungi; Ascomycota; Sordariomycetes; Hypocreales; Nectriaceae
Exons: 1
Coding region: 1-1029 (342 amino acids)
Source: RefSeq, a predicted model, not a curated record